CCUCUGUGCAGCUACACGUUUGGUUACCGCACUCAGCUGGAGAGACAUAUGGCCACACACAAGCCAGGACGAGAUCAGCACCAGAUACUCAACCAGGGUUCUGGCAACCGCAAGUUCAAAUGCACUGAAUGUGGCAAGGCCUUCAAAUACAAACACCAUCUAAAGGAGCACCUGCGGAUACACAGUGGUGAGAAGCCAUACGAAUGUCCAAACUGUAAGAAGAGAUUCUCGCACUCCGGGUCCUACAGUUCACACAUAAGCAGUAAGAAAUGCAUCGGACUGAUCGCCAUCAAUGGCAGGGUGAGAAACAACUUGAAGACGGGUUCAUCUCCGACCUCUGCAUCAUCCUCCCCUACGAACACCGCCAUUUCGCAGCUACGACACAAACUGGAGAAUGGCAAACCCCUCAGUCUGCAAGACCAGUCCAACCACCUCAACAUCAAAUCUGAACCACUGGACUUCAACGACUAUAAGCUGAUGAUGGCCUCUCAUGGCUACGGUACAGGCAGCCUCUUCCUCAAUGGUGGUGUGAGGGGAGGCAGCCCACUGGGCAUUCAUAACUCCCACAGUCCCCUUCAGCACCUGUGCAUGGGGAUGGAGGGGCAAAUGCUGGGAUACCCAUCACUGGGAAACAACCUGAGCGAGGUACAGAGGGUCCUGCAGAUCGUGGACAACACAGUUUGUCGACAAAAGAUGGACUGCAAGCCAGAGGAGAUCUCCAAGUUGAAGGCGUACAUGAAGGAGUUGGGUUCCCACAUAGAGGAACAGAAGCAAGCGCUCACCUCUACCGGUGGACCCCAGAACACGCUUCCUCUUAUCAAUCACAAUGGUGCCACCAAGAGCAUCAUAGACUACACGCUUGAGAAGGUCAACGAAGCCAAAGCCUGCCUUCAGAGCUUGACUAUGGACUCUAAGAGGCAAAUUAGCAAUAUCAAAAAAGAGAAGGCAAAUCAUAUGCUAGAUAUAGUUAUAGAGGACAAAACGCACGAGAAUAAUAAUCUAAUGUUUACACCCUUCUCCUGUCAGUAUUGCAAAGAGACCUUCCCUGGCCCCAUUCCCCUGCACCAGCAUGAGCGCUACCUUUGCAAGAUGAAUGAGGAAAUCAAGGCCGUGCUUCAGCCCGCUCAGAAUGCCUCAACCAACAAAACCGGCUUGUUUGCUGAGAAACACAGCCUCUUGCACCCCUCCGUCAUCCCUGAGAAGGGCGUCAACGGCCCUUUCAGUCCCUACAAGGACCACAUGUCAGUGCUGAAAGCUUAUUUCGCCAUGAACAUGGAGCCCAACUCGGAAGAACUACUGAAAAUUUCCAUAGCGGUCGGCCUUCCACAAGAGUUCGUGAAAGAGUGGUUUGAGCAAAGGAAAGUCUUUCAGUACGCAAACUCCAGGACUCCUCCUUUAGACAGGAACCAUGUGGACUCUGGUCAUCCGGUCUCCGUUCACACGCCCAUUAAAGACUCAUUAGGCAUCCGGUCUCCAAUGUCCCUGGUCAAAGGUACUGACCGCAUCACAUCCCCCUCCAUCCCCGAGCUCCAUAACAACAUUAACAACUGCGACACCCCAUUCAGGCUCUCCAAAACCCUUCAGUUCUCCAACCACAAGCCGCUGGGGGAUAAGCUGGACCACUCCAGAAGCAACACGCCAUCUCCUCUAAACUUGUCGUCCGCCUCCUCCAAAAACUCCCACACUAGCUCUUACACACCCAACAGCUUCACCUCUGAGGACCUGCAGGCUGAACCUCUUGACCUCUCAUUGCCAAAGCUCAUGAAGGAGCCAAAGCACAUCUUGACUGUGAAAAGCCGACCCAAGCUAAACAGCACCCCCACUGACCAUAACCACGUCAUGACGCCCCGGGAGCACGCAGACGAGCCACUAAACCUGGCUUAUCUGUCCAAGAAGGAGUUUGGCAGCCCCAAUGCAAACAGCAAUCUGGACAAAAGCUCGAGCCCAAUGUUUGGUCUGAACCCCUUCGCUGCCAAACCCCUGUACACCUCCUUGCCACCCCAAAAUGCAUUUCCGCCCCCCACGUUUAUGCCCCCGGUGCAAGCCAGCCUCCCGGGGCUGAGACCCUACCCCAGCCUCGACCAGAUAAGCUUCUUGCCGCACAUGGCCUACACGUACGCGGCAGGCGCGGCCAGCUUCGCCGAGAUGCAGCAGAGGAGAAAAUACCAGCGGAAGCCAGGGUUCCAGAGCGAGCUUCUCGACGGGCCGGCAGAUUAUCUGAGCAGUCUAGAUGAUAUGGCCGACCCCGAGGCCUGUCUGUCCAGGAAGAAGAUUAAGAAAACAGAAAGUGGUAUGUACGCGUGUGACCUUUGCGACAAAACAUUCCAGAAGAGCAGUUCCCUCCUCAGACACAAAUAUGAACACACAGGUAAACGGCCGCACCAGUGUCAGAUCUGCAAGAAAGCGUUUAAACACAAGCAUCAUCUGAUUGAACACAGCCGCCUGCACUCCGGAGAGAAGCCCUACCAGUGCGACAAAUGCGGAAAGCGCUUCUCGCACUCUGGCUCGUACUCGCAGCACAUGAACCACAGAUACUCGUACUGCAAGAGAGAGGCGGAGGAGCGUGAGGCGGCCGAGCGAGAAGCCCGAGAGAAGGGUCACCUGGAGCCCACGGAGCUGCUGCUAAACCGGGCGUACCUGCAGAGCAUCGCUCCACCCGGAUACCCAGAGCAUACACCAGAGCCUAUCCUCAGGGACGGCCUGAACGGGAGCAUUCGGGAGCGACUCAAGGAGGUGGAAGGAGCGUUCGUGAAGAUGGGCCGGCGAGACGAGGAGGAAGAGGAGGAGGAAGAGGAGAGCGAAAACAAAAGCAUGGACACCGACGUGGACACCAUGAGGGACGAGGAGGAAAACGGCGAGCACUCGAUGGACGAGAGCUCCGUGGACGGCAAAACCGAAUCCAAAUGGGAUCCCGAGGAUGUGGUGUAGCCGCUCACUCGGGGGACGGGUCGUCUGCGAAGCUGCAUUAUGCAAAAAUAAAAAAAAAAGGAAAAUAAAAUAAAAUAAAUGAAGUUUUAAAAAUUUGUACAGUAUUAAGGCCUAACGUAUGUGUGGUGCUACCAUCCUAUGUGUUCCAUAGUAUUUAUAGCACAAACUAGUAACUUGUACAAAAAUUGCACUCUGCUUCUAUAAUCACUACGAGAAUAAUGAAAUUAUUUGCUGAUGUAUAUUUAUACAGUGUUAAAAAGGGGUGCAGGGGAUCAGUAUUUAAUGCGUUUUUUCUGCCCUCGCCACACACUCUUUUAGGCCGAAUUCACGUGAAGGACCGUAACAGUAUUCCAUUUGCUUUGACGAUUUCGAGUCUUAAAGAGACUGUUUGGAGAGAGAACGAUCAUUCGACCGGGACAGACGACGGAUGGACUGAGCCUUUGGAAGGUUGUUGCCUUAUAUGCAAACUUGUUAAUCAGCGCGUUUCUAAAGUGCCAACCCUGUUCAGUAUUACAGGAGAGCGACGCGAGCCGUCUCUCUCACUCGCUCUCUCUCUCUCCGAUCAGCUCUUUAGUUUACAACGACGUUUGUGCAAUUUCGUUCUCAGUAUUACACCAAACCGUUUUGCAAUGACAGAAUUGCAUCCUUUUAUUUGUAGGUUUAAAUGACAUCUUAUUUAUGUGACCCAUUUUGUAUCUCCUGAUUUUAUUUAUUUCAUACUGUACAGUACAGUAUUAUAGUUCUUCAAUAAAUAGAUCUAUUUUAGUAAAAUGGAAGCUGGAGUCGA
This is a messenger RNA of Sinocyclocheilus rhinocerous, 3715 nucleotides long. RefSeq names its product zinc finger E-box-binding homeobox 2-like. Gene Ontology annotation, biological process: anatomical structure development; regulation of transcription by RNA polymerase II. The transcript has 5 exons. Gene Ontology annotation, molecular function: DNA-binding transcription factor activity, RNA polymerase II-specific; RNA polymerase II cis-regulatory region sequence-specific DNA binding. The coding region runs from base 49 to 2928 and encodes 959 amino acids. The record is from RefSeq and is a predicted model, not a curated record. Lineage: Eukaryota; Metazoa; Chordata; Actinopteri; Cypriniformes; Cyprinidae.